CGACGAGCUUCUCAACAGGGGCACCUGGUUCACGCCCGUGGCCACUCUGCUCCCGCUCAGGGUCAUGGACCAGGGCUUCGAUGUAUGGAUCGGUCACGAGCGGGCGACGCUCUGGAGCCACAAGCAUCGGAAGCCUACUCCCAACGAUGCUGAUACGACCAUGCAUGCGUACUGGAACUGGACUUGGGAUCAGCACGUAGAGCACGACGUUCCGAAGCUGCUGACAUACAUCAGCGGCGAGACCGGUUCCAAAGUGCAUAUUGUCGGCGUCUCUCUGAGCGCCGCAGUCGGGGCAGCCGCAGCCACGAACGCUGGCGUCACCAGUCUCAUGAAAACUCUGACUCUGAUAGCUCCCGCCUUCUAUCGGGGGAAUACUACUUCAGAGUUCCUGCAAGCCUGGGAUCCUAUUCCAUUUCCCUCGGCCGUAGGCACGAGCGACGACGAAUGGCACGACAACAGGCUCGGUGCGUUCAACUUUCCGAGGGAGUUUCAUCUAGAUGCCAUUCCAUUAACCGGCCCCACUUCUCGUCUGCGGUCCGCCAUCUCGGGCCCCGAUUGUUGCCUGGGUCCGAGUGUGCUCUCGCUUGCCAAGGGGUGGGAUGGAGUGACGUCGUACAAGAAUCUCGAGCACCUCCAUCAGGGAAUCUCGACGAGUACCUUUCUGCACUUCGAAUACGGGUCGACAGCCUUCAAUGCGCUGGCAUACGAGGGCAAAACCGAUCCUCCGACUUACGAGCCCAAAGAUAUUCCCACCGACCUUCCGAUGUUGGUGGUGUACGGAGGGCAGGAUUUAUACUCGCCUCCCGAAGGUGCCCUGGAAUUCAUGAGCUUGACGCAGACUAUGAAACUUAUUAAUCCAUGGUCCCAGUAGUAGUAGUUAGUAAUAAUAGAAAUAUCAUCAGCAGCUGUUGUUGGAGAGGUUUAUGCCUUCAAUCGUACGAUUAGUCCCAGUAGUCUAUAGAGGUAUAGAUAUCUCAAUACGCAAAAUCAGCUGUUGCCCAUAUGAUAUUCAUGCGGAGAUAGCCACAAUUUAUUCAGUACUUGACGUAGAAUCAACUUUUACUAGUUAUGUACCAUUUCACCGUUGGGGGUCUAUCCACUCAGAGCAUGUGAACAAGUCACUUGUGCACUCGUCUCUCGAACAU
Molecule: messenger RNA, 1145 nt
Organism: Marchantia polymorpha subsp. ruderalis
Lineage: Eukaryota; Viridiplantae; Streptophyta; Marchantiopsida; Marchantiales; Marchantiaceae
Source: the annotation of a GenBank genome assembly